This is a messenger RNA of Bipolaris zeicola 26-R-13, 1659 nucleotides long. RefSeq lists its product as uncharacterized. The transcript has a single exon. The record is from RefSeq and is a predicted model, not a curated record. Gene Ontology annotation, molecular function: flavin adenine dinucleotide binding; N,N-dimethylaniline monooxygenase activity; NADP binding. Bases 1 to 1659 code for a protein of 552 amino acids. NCBI's taxonomy places the organism in Eukaryota, Fungi, Ascomycota, Dothideomycetes, Pleosporales, Pleosporaceae.
AUGUCUAAUUCGCGUUCCAACGGCACAAUCACUGAAAUCAAGGCCGACAUAAUCAUCGUUGGGGCUGGGUUCAGUGGAUGUUAUGCUCUCCACAAGCUGCGACUGAUGGGAUACACGGUGAAGAUUCUCGAGGCUUCUACAGACUUUGGCGGGGUCUGGAGAAUCAAUCGCUACCCUGGAGCGAGGGUUGACACCGAAACACCAGCGUAUCAAUUGUGUCUGCCAGAAGUCUGGCAAGGCUUCAACUUUUCAGAACGCUAUCCUGACCAUGUUGAGCUGCGAAGAUACUUUAACCACAUAGACAAGGUGCUUGACCUUCGGAAAGACACCCAUUUCAACGCUAGAGUCGAGGAAGUGAAAUACGACACGGAGAACAAUAUGUGGAGCUUCAAGGCCAACGGAUUGAAGGCUACAUCCACUUACGCAGUCUUUGCAGUGGGAGCGUCUUGUGACCCAUACAUUCCGGAUUGGCCAGGAAAAUCCAAAUUUAAAGGCCAGUUAAUCCAUCCGGCCUCCUGGCCCGAACACUUCGAUCCACAAGGCAAGAAGAUUGGUGUUAUUGGGCAAGGAGCAUCUGGAUUGCAAAUUGUACAGGAACUGGCCAAGGAGAGUUGCGAACUUUCAGUGUUCAUCCGUAACCCUUCGACAGGGUUUCCUAUGAAUCAGAAGACUAUAUCUAUUGGUGACUCCGAUAAUCUGAAAAGCUUCUACGGCGCGAUUCUUGGCUUCGCAAAACACCAUACAGAGACUGGAUACCCUUACAACAUAAAUCAAACCGAUUGGGCAGACACGACUGAGGAAGAGCGACAGCGCCUUUACGAAUGGCUUUGGCAGCGAGGCGGUUUUGUCUUCUUAUCUUGUAAUUACCGCGAUAUCAUGACUAAUAAGGCCGCAAAUGCCAGUGCAUAUGACUUUUGGGCGCGAAAGGUAAGAGAAAGGAUAAAUGAUCCUGUUAAAAGAGAGAUUCUAGCCCCCAAAAAACAGCAAUACUGGCUCGGUGCAAAGCGGCCCAGUCUAGAGCAAGACUACUACGAAUCCAUGGACCGACCUAAUGUCACCUUGGUUGACCUUAAAGAGACACCUAUCCAAGAGUUCACCACCGAGGGCAUUAUUACGGGAAACGAGGAUACUAGUAAGCUUUGGGGAUUAGACAUAGUAGUUGUAGCAACGGGCUACGACAACCUUACGGGUAGUCUUUUCAAGAUGAAUAUCCAUAGCAGAGAUGGCGUCAAACUUCAAGACAAAUGGAAGAAUGGCAUCAACACGCAUCUAGGCAUGACGGUACCUAGUUUUCCAAACGCAUUCUUCCUGUAUGCACCACAGGCACCAAGUUCGAUUGUUAAUGGACCGCCAUUUAUCGAGUUGCAGGUGGACUGGCUGACACAACUUCUUGAAAGGCUUCGCAAUGAAAAUAUCAAGUCGAUUGAAGCGUCUGAGAAAGCUGGAGAGGUUUGGAAGGAACUUGUUUGGAGCCAUUACGGAAGAACACUGUCCACCGAGACUGAUUCAUGGUGGGUAGGGGCAAACAUUCCGGGCAAGAAGCGUGAGCCAUUAGUUUGGUUCGGAGGUAUUCAGUCGUGGUGGGAUAAAUGCCAAAAUGCGCUACGAGGAUGGGAGAAUUCAGGAUUUGUACUUAGGAAGAGCGAGGGAACGCAGUAA